AUGGGUCUUCAAAAACUGAAGCCCAAUGAAAAGGGAGAAGUUGUGAAGCAGAAGACCCGUCUAGUGGCGAAAGGCUACGUUCAGAAGCAAGGUGUGGACUUCAAAGAGGUAUUUGCGCCGGUGGCAAGGUUGAAUCAGUCCGCCUUUUUGCUGGCAAUCGUGGCACAUUUCUCUUGGGAGGUCCACCACAUGGACGUGAAGUCUGCUUUCCUUAACGGAGAGCUGAAGGAGACCGUCUACGUCCGACAACCACCUGGCUUCUUGGACAACGGCAACCCCGGUAAGGCAUUAAGUAGCACAUGGAGAGAAGCUUGUGGACAUAACGGAGGUGGUGUAGUUUUAGUACUCGAAGGGAGGUUUCUGGUUUUGCCGUUGGUGCUUGAAGGUCCAUGUAAAGGAUCCAUUGAUCUGAAUAUUAAAGGUGAACUGUUGACUCCAGUUGCCAAGAAUUUUGCCAUCGGUGAAUAUUGGCUGAGUAUUUAUCAAGUCGACAACUUUUUUGUUGAAGGUCCUGGCGGCUUGAACGGCGGUGGUUCUUCAACUUGGUCUUCCAACACUUCUAAACGUCCAAUUACCAUGAAACUUUUUAAUGUCAACACGGCCACAAUUGCAAAUAUAACAUCGUCCAAUAGCAAGUUGUUCCAUUUUGCUGUGCAUGGAUGUCGUGAUGUCACGUUUGAUCACGUUACAGUGAUAGCUCCAGCAGACAGCCCUAAUACAGAUGCAAUUCACGUUUCAAACUCAAGUGGUGUCAACAUUAUGCAUUCAGUGAUUGGCACUGGAGACGAUUGUAUCUCUCUUGGUCCUGGAAGUAAAUUCAUCAACAUGACAGAUGUCCAGUGUGGUCCAGGUCAUGGAAUUAGCAUCGGUAGCCUCGGGAAGUACCCAAAUGAAGAAGAUGUCUCUGAAGUCACAGUGAGAAACUCCACAUUUGUUGGCACGACUAAUGGUGUGAGGAUCAAAACAUGGUCAUCUUCAUUUUCUAGCGUGGUUAGCAAGAUCGCUUUUAUCAAUCUCCAAAUGAAGGACGUAAAAAAUCCUAUCAUCAUGAAUCAAAAAUAUUGCCUUGACUGCGACAACAUUUAUGUUUGCCUUGACUGCGACAAACAUAAAUGUUGUUUGUGGUCGACAGAGUACUUCAAGGUGAAAUUCGAGACGUGA
Molecule: messenger RNA, 1161 nt
Organism: Cucurbita moschata (crookneck pumpkin)
Lineage: Eukaryota; Viridiplantae; Streptophyta; Magnoliopsida; Cucurbitales; Cucurbitaceae
Product: exopolygalacturonase-like
Exons: 3
Coding region: 1-1161 (386 amino acids)
Biological process (GO): carbohydrate metabolic process
Molecular function (GO): polygalacturonase activity
Source: RefSeq, a predicted model, not a curated record